CUGGCGCUAUUAUGAACAGUCACUUAAUUUGCAAUCCACUGCCGGUCAGACAUCAGUUGUUGGUCAUCAUCGUGGAUUCUCACAACCAUUGGUUGUAGAGAAUUCGGCCGGUGAUCCAUGGUUUUUACAAUCGACUGACCAUCAAAUGCCCCCAACAGCACCUAUCAGACAUAAUAAACGUCCAGCACCACAGUACUGGAGGCAGCUAUAUUGCGGGUGGAAUAAGUGUCAAUGUGCUUUGUUGCAGCAACAGGAGCUAAGCCAAUCCCAACCACAUAUUGUACCACCGUCAAUUCCUCCCCAUCAACCCAAUGUGAAUCAACACAUUCAUGUUUCCUCACACGCUUUUAAUAUUCAUAAUCUUCUUACCGCCAAUCAUUUGCCCAAGUCGCCAAAUCAAGGUUCUGUUGGAGUGGCUGCAGGUUCGGCUUUAGUCGGACAACAGCAGCAUAUUCUGGGACCACUUACACAUGCAAUAUCCACAUCGGCCUGUCAGACACAGCAGCUGUUAACUAACUCGUCCAACAACAAUCUGAUGUCUACAUCACUGAAUGCUGCUCAGAGCCACAUGAGUCCUGCGGCUGCCGUUGCUGCAACGGUUGUCAAUUCAGGUGCUGGCCAUACAGUCAAACUUCAUUUUGGUUCUAAUAGCAAUUUGUUGCAGAAGUACUGAUGAUGCAUCCAACUCUGCGCCAACAAUAACAACAGCUAGAACAACAUUUUCCAACGCAACAAUCAUCAAUGUCGUUAUCAAUAUCCCAGUGUCCACCAGUGAUGCAUGUCGCCAUAGGCGGUGGCGUCAGUGGUAUUGGUGCUGGCUGUAGAAUUGUUGGGAGCGGCGGGAACAGUGGCGGUGUCACGUCAACGUCAUUUCACAAUUUUGAUACAAACGGUACUGCGUGGAACAGUACGUCAUCUCUUUCGCCCACCAUAACGAAAAUUCAUCAUCUUCUGUCAAUCAUCAGACGAUACAACAGCAACAACAACAGUUACUGCCACUAAAGCAACAGAUGCAACCGGGACUGCAACAGCAACAGCAAUUGAUGCAUAACCAGCAUCAGGAACGGAAAUGCGAAGUGAAAUUGAAUGCAAUGCCAUUAAAGUUUGGGAUGAUCGAAUUCAAAAGUGCGACUCUAUCCAGAAGACACUAACUGCAUAAACGUACCCAAUGUACUGCCAAUGCUGGGCAUACAGAAUCCACACAAUGUGAUUUCGAUUUCAUCCGACGGAAAGCUGUGCACUUGGAGUUUGGAUGUGUUAUCGAAACUGCCAGAUACACUGGAACUGGAGCAACGGAAAUCAAGACAAUUGGUGCCACUUGCAAAUAAGAGAUCAUCAAUUUUCAACAAAUUUCGACCAUUUCUUUCUUACAUCAUCCAUUGAUUGGAGUCUUGAGACAACCACAAUAAUGAUUCGGUUAUGAUCCAUGUAAUAAGGUCUUUGGAUUUUUAAUACGCAGUUACAAUAGGAACCACUACAAACAAAAACAACUAUAACCCAUAAUGACUUAAAUUAAUUUACUUAUUGUUUUUUUUUUUUGUCAAAGCAUUAGCAUAUCGCUGGCUGAGAAUUAUAAGGUUGUAUGUUUUAUGGAAACCCCUGCAAACAUACAACCCUAUAAUUCUCAGCCAGCGAUAUGUAUGUAUUAUGUAUUUUUUGUUAAGUACAU
This is a messenger RNA of Episyrphus balteatus (marmalade hoverfly), 1669 nucleotides long. RefSeq lists its product as uncharacterized. The coding region runs from base 146 to 673 and encodes 175 amino acids. The transcript has 4 exons. NCBI's taxonomy places the organism in Eukaryota, Metazoa, Arthropoda, Insecta, Diptera, Syrphidae. The record is from RefSeq and is a predicted model, not a curated record.